Brassica napus (rape) is the source of this 1107-nucleotide messenger RNA. Its product is annotated as protein ALP1-like. The record is from RefSeq and is a predicted model, not a curated record. Bases 1 to 1107 code for a protein of 368 amino acids. The transcript has 2 exons. Lineage: Eukaryota; Viridiplantae; Streptophyta; Magnoliopsida; Brassicales; Brassicaceae.
AUGGAUUUGAUACUAGAUGAGGAGAAACACAUGUUUGCUCUUUUAGAAGAAACGUAUGGAGUGGCAGAAACAAAUACUAACAAACAGUUAGUGAGGAUAAACCGAGGUGGAGGUUGGCGUCGAGUGCAACGUUUCAUUAACGAUUCCGAGGUACAGUGCUAUGAGAUUCUUCGCAUGAACCAAGCAACGUUUAAUAGCUUAUAUAAGAUACUAUCAGAGAAGUAUCAGCUAGAAGAGACUUGCCAUGUUUACUUAGAGGAGAGUGUAGCAAUGUUUUUAGAGAUGGCUGGACAAGAUUUAUCCGUACGGGCUUUAGCUGAGAGAUAUCAACAUUCAUCUGACACAGUGAAUAGGAAGAUAGAUGAGGUUUUAAGUUCUUUGUUGAAACUUGCAGCAGACAUUGUGAAACCUGAAAGGGAUGAGUUUGCAAGUGCUUUAGAUGGAACUCAUGUGCCGGUUCGUCCUCCUUCUGGGAAUGUCGAUCCAUUCAGAGGUAGAAAAGGAGAACCAACUAUGAAUGUCUUAGCUAUAUGUAAUUUCAGCAUGAAAUUCAUAUAUGCUUAUGUUGGGGUUCCUGGGAGAGCACAUGAUACAAAAGUGUUGACAUAUUGUGCUAAGGAAGAAGCUUCUUUUCCUCAUCCUCCAGUUGGAAAGUAUUAUCUAGUAGACUCUGGAUACCCAACUAGAACUGGUUAUUUAGGACCUCACCGUAGAGCUAGAUAUCACCUGGAUCAGUUUGUUAGAGGAGGAUCACCGACAAACAGCAGAGAGUUAUUCAACCGAAAACAUUCUGGCUUGCGUUCGGUAAUUGAGAGGACAUUUGGAAUAUGGAAGGCUAAGUGGAGGAUUCUUGAUAGGAAGCACCCUAAGUAUGAGCUGAAUAAAUGGGUGAAGAUUGUGACAGCAACAAUGGCUCUCCACAAUUUUAUAAGAGAUUCAAACCAUGAGGAUUGUGAUUUUGCACAUUGGGAAAGAGUGGAAGAAUAUGAACAUCAUGGGGAUGAAGAUGAUCAUGUUGCAUACGUACCAGCUGGAGAUAGAGUCAUGGAAGCUAUACGAGAUUCCAUUACUGAAGAGAUGGCUAGAGAACGUCGACUUCCAUACUAG